Molecule: messenger RNA, 1836 nt
Organism: Zymoseptoria tritici IPO323
Lineage: Eukaryota; Fungi; Ascomycota; Dothideomycetes; Mycosphaerellales; Mycosphaerellaceae
Exons: 1
Coding region: 1-1836 (611 amino acids)
Source: RefSeq, a predicted model, not a curated record
AUGGACGAAACAAUGCGCGUCAGUGAUUUUGACGCAAUCGCUCAACUUCCUCCGGAGACUCCUCUCGGCGACAUCAAUCGCAACAUCAUGGUGGCGACGUAUCAUCAGGCGAGCGAAAUCUCCCCGGAAGAUCACGACGACUGGCGACAUUCGCCUGCUGUCCAAGUCGACUACGCGCAAGCUCGUGAAGGGCUACAAGAAGAGCAUACUAUUCACGACAAGUACCACGUCUGGGGCAAAGUCCUUUACGACUGCUGGGGUUGCUCGAUCAACGAGUGUCUGCCCAAAGAACUGCGCUCGCGCACGCCGUACUCACUUGCCCUCGUUGCGCAUGUGGCGGAUCUUGCAAUUGUGACAGCAGGUGAGAUGGAGCGCGCCCAGAGGAUUUUGCUUCAGCAGUGUCGCGCCCGUCAGAACGGCGAAGGAGGACGGUACUCGGCAAAUGCUUUUGUCGUUUCUCGGAGCCAGGCAUUUGGUAUCCCGGCUGAAGCCUACGUUGAAGAGUUCAUCAAAGAGUGUCCAAAUGGCAUCACUUUGGAGGACGUCAGCAACACAAUGGCGGCGGCCACGGCGUCCUCGACGGCGUACGCUCCAUACCUCCCCGAUAUGGAGCCAUCGCUGAACAAUUUGGCAACGACCCACGCACAUAAUGACGGCGCGAUCGAUGGAAGAGAUUUCAGCAUUGUUGGUCCUUCCGCAGCUCCCAGAUCUACAGGACUCGACAGAAACAAGCUCGGCUAUCAUCAGGCAGAACACAUAUCUCCUGAAGAUGUCAAUGACUGGCACCGACUGCGCGGCGUGCGUGCAUCGGCCAAGAAGAACAUGGCGCCCAAAGGCACACCCCAGCGCAUGUAUCAUAAGUUUGCAGUGGUCAUCGAGCGUUCCUGGGGCUGCUCAGUCGCUGAAUGUCUUCCUCCCGAACUUCAGAUGUGCACUCCAUACUCGCUCGCGCUAGUCGGACGCAUGGCGAAGCUAGCCGGCCUCACCGACGGCGACGUGGAUCUUGGUCAUCGUGUCUUGCGACAUGCGUGGUCCACCCGCCAGCAGAUGGAGGGCGAUCGAUACUCAUCGACCCGGUUCAUCCGUCUAGCAAAGCCCGCGAAGAAGCUUGCUCAUCAGAAGUGUUUGGAGCGCCACAUCGACGAGUGCCCUCGCGGUGUCAUGAUGCAGGAUGUUCUGCACGCCAUGGACUUGGUCAAGAGCGCUGGUAAUCCUUUCGGUACAAAUGGAGGCGCUGUAGAUCCGGGUACUCAAGCUCUGCAGCGUGAGCAGCGCUUUCAAAAGCGGCAAGGGACCACAGGGAAGCCAAGAAAGGGCCACAACAAGGGUACUGUAGCAUUCGUUCGCGCCCACGCAUCGGUCGAAGAGAACGUGGCCAGCGAUCCCGGACUGCAGCAAUACAUCAGGGAGAAAGAGUAUGAAGCAUACCGCCGCGGAUAUCAGGACGCAGUCGAUGGGAAGCAGUUCACUGCAUCAGCGGGAGUCGUCUCACCAGUCGGCCAGAAGAAAAAAGACCAUGAGAAGGAUGACAACGACGAUGAGGACGACGACGACGAUGAUGAUGAUGACGACGAGGACGACGACGGAGGAGAACCAAACACCAAUCUCACCAUCGAACACGUACUUCGCGACGAGAAGAACGCUGCGCAAAUGAGUUGUGCUAUGAAUGUGAUCGCCAUGCAAGACCGUCGCGGUGGGAAGCAGGCCAAGCACAACGCCAGACGUGCCCUUCGAAGCAAUGCUCUGCCUCUCGAACGCUUCGAUCUGAAUCAGCUGCCACAGCUGCCUUUGCCGUCGUUCGAUGCUGGUGCGAUCAAGAUGGAGACGGAAGACUGA